AUGCUUCCCUACCUCUUUCCUGACCUCUCUGCCUUUCCCACUGUCGCUGACCUCAUUACGCACCUCCGCACUAGUGACACUCGCUACCGCGUCGCCCUUCCUGCUGAGUUCUGCGCUAAGAACCCCCCCCCCAUGUACAUCGCUCUCUACUACGUAGUCGCGCGCCUCCCUGACUCCCUUCGCGUCGUCAGGGACCACUUUCUCGCAGUCUGUCCCACCACCCUCACCGUCGACCUCCUCGAGAAGGCCCUCCUUGCAGCGGAGAAGAGCAUAGUCGCUGUAGGUGCUUCUCGUGGUGACCCUCGCACCCCCAUCUUUGAGGGGUGCUCUCCUUCCCCCUUGCUGCCCUCUGUUGCCUCUGCUGCUGCUGCCGACCUGCUUGGUCUUGAGUCGGUCGGCGCGGCGUCUGCCCCUAGUGGGAGACGUCGCUCCAGCAAGGGCAAGGGGGGCAAGGGCGCGGGUGGAGCUGGAGGGGGCGGUGGCGGUGGCGGCGGUGGCGGCGGAGGGAGUGGGGGUGGCGGCGGGACUAGUGGUGGUGGUGGUGGUGGUGGUGGCAGCAGCGGCGGAGACGGUGGUGGUGGUGCCAGCGGUGGUGGUGGAGGCAGCGGCGGCGGUGGAGGCGGCGGAGGUGGAGGCGGUGGAGGCGGCAGCGGAGGAGGCAGUGGUGGUGGAGGAGGUGGAGCUGGGCUGGUGUAG
This is a messenger RNA of Closterium sp. NIES-65, 696 nucleotides long. The record is from the annotation of a GenBank genome assembly. NCBI's taxonomy places the organism in Eukaryota, Viridiplantae, Streptophyta, Zygnematophyceae, Desmidiales, Closteriaceae.